Molecule: messenger RNA, 2065 nt
Organism: Notolabrus celidotus (New Zealand spotty)
Lineage: Eukaryota; Metazoa; Chordata; Actinopteri; Labriformes; Labridae
Product: trophoblast glycoprotein-like
Exons: 2
Coding region: 301-1536 (411 amino acids)
Biological process (GO): negative regulation of canonical Wnt signaling pathway
Cellular component (GO): plasma membrane
Molecular function (GO): protein binding
Source: RefSeq, a predicted model, not a curated record
CAGUGUAGGUCACAGGCUGUUUGUGCUCUGAUCGUCCUCUGUACCUUUAAGGGAACCACGCACCUCUUCCAUCCAGCAGAUUCUGCGUGUUAUGAACUCCAUCAAUUCACGGGAACCUUUAUUCCCAGAGUGGAGCACAUUCAGAGGGGCUGAUGCUGGAGCGCUCUUUGCUGCCUCUGCAGCACUGGAUUAGUUUGUGAGCACAAAAGCUGCAUGCAGAAUUUCACUUCUUUCUUUUUUUUUACCUGUUUUUUUAAUUCAGUUCUUUAUCCUGAGUUUUAGUCAGCUAUACCUUUAGAGAUGUGUGUUUUCAUGUUCUGGGUCUUUUUGGGAAUCCUUCUCUGUGCACCGUGCCAGUGCUCAGAGUGUCCUUUGGGCUGCGAGUGUUUUUCUGUCACUCGCACAAUGAAAUGUGUUUCCACGGAUCUACACACAGUGCCACAAAGUAUUCCGGGAUAUUCAAAGACUAUCAUCAUCACAGGGAAUAAUAUAAACCAGAUUGGACCUGAUUCAUUUACAGAGCUGGAGAAUGUCACCAACAUCAUUUUGAGCAAUAACAGGAUCGCAGAGAUGGCAUCCCACAGCUUCUCUACCCUCCUCAAUCUGCGCUUCCUUGACCUCAGCGGUAACCAGCUGGCACUCAUCCAUCCAGAGGCCCUCAGUAUACCUGGCAGCCCCCUUCAGGAGCUUAACCUAAGCCGUUCACUGCAGAACUACACCGCCCUCACAGACCUCACCACAGCUCUGCGCUGGGGUGGCCUUGGGGGUCUCCUCCGCCUCGACCUCUCUGGGAACCACCUCACUCUGCUGCCUCCCGGCAUGUUCUCCCACCUUCCCAACUUGCAACAAAUCUUCCUCACCAACAACUCCCUGGUGGCCAUCUACAGUGGGACCUUCUCUGGCUUGAACCAUCUGCAGAUGCUGGACCUGACACACAAUGAUUUCAGGACCUUCGGGGCGGACGCUCUGCAGGAGCUGGAGAGGCUCAGCAGCAUCCGGAUCCUUCUAGGUGACAAUUCCUACACCUGCUCCUGUGAGAUCCGAGAGUUUGUGUCCUGGCUGAACGAAACCAGAGCUCAGGUAGACAUGGAAGCUGUGAGGUGUGCCUCUCCGAGAAGGUUAAGUGACACCCAUGUGCGAGGGCUCAGCAUCCAGGUCAUUGGAUGUGUUGUUUCAGUCCAAGCAGAGGUGCCUGACCUGACCCUGCAGACGUCGUAUGUGUUCCUCGGGCUAGUGCUUGGGUUUGUGGGCAUGGUGUUUCUUUUUGUGCUCUACCUGAACCGCAAAGGUAUGAAGAAGUGGAUCAUUGACAUGAGAGAUGCAUGUCAUGACGUCCUGGAGGGUUAUCAUUACCGGUACGAGAUUGACUCAGAUCCUCGGCUGGGGCACAUCCCAGCAGGUAACACGGGCAGCAGGGCAAAGGGGCAUUUGGGAUCAGCUCCAUCACAGCACCUGCCUAAUGACACUUGUAUUAUCCAGGUUCCUGCAGACACACAGAUUAAACAUGUGACAACCUCUCCACCACUUAGCACAUAAAACUAAAACGGUGAGUCAGAAAGAUGCACUACAGGUGUGACAGAAUAUGCAGAUACUGUAAAAUGUGAUUUUCCUGUAUAUACAAAGCAGUUAUUAUCCCACCUCAAGUGCCUUUUUAUUUAGGCACCAUUAUAGAGCAAUAGACGUAUAUGUAUACUGACCUUAAUAUUGUGUGUUUAUCAAAUAUUUUAUAGAAAUGAUUACACAGGCUAGAUUGAAAUAUAAAAUUAGCAUUUGCAUAUGUUUUUAUGUGUGGUGCUUUUUCGUGUAAGACUUUGAAUAUCAUGACAAAAUGCAGAGAACAUCUGGAAAGAGAACUAACUAGUUGAUAGCUCAAUGCCAUACAAAUGUAUAUGAAAAACUUUAGACAUCAGGCAAGCUAUGUAGUAAGACUUUAUACAAUUAUGUAUACUUUAGUAAAACAGAGGAAAAAUACUUAAAUGUAACUUCAUUGUGUUCAAAGUAUGAUCUGUUACAAUAUUCAGAAGAAUAAAUAUGAAAUGUAAUGCAUGCCAUGAAAGCUGCUUAA